Messenger RNA from Mesorhabditis spiculigera, 309 nucleotides. Lineage: Eukaryota; Metazoa; Nematoda; Chromadorea; Rhabditida; Rhabditidae. The record is from the annotation of a GenBank genome assembly.
AUGCGCUUUUACGAUAAAGUCCUGGACAAAGAACCAAUAAGGGAGCCGCAGCAAAAUUUCACAAUUGAAGCAAAGCAAUACCAUCUGAUCAAGUUAGAAUUUAUUGAUGAACCGCGCCAGAUUAGUGCGGGCACGGAUCCCGAUUGGAUCAUACUGACAAAUGCUAAAACAUAUGAAGAACAUCACAUCCGACUCCGCUACUACUCGGCGCCCGCUGUGGCCACGACGGAAGAACGAGCUAUUAUCGAUACCGGUCCAUCGGACGACAAAGUCGGCACAAAUCCUGCUACCGGAGAAGGUGAGAGUGCU